GAUUCGAAACCACGUGGGGUGAUCAGUUGAUGACCCGCCAUUGUACCGGACGGCAACGCUAAGUACUUCUGUGAAAAUUGUCAUUCCAUCACAGUCUUUCACCUCUAAAACUAAAACUUAACCAUGGCUGAUGAAGAUGUUACAGCUCUUGUUAUUGACAAUGGGUCUGGGAUGUGUAAAGCAGGUUUUGCUGGAGACGACGCACCCCGGGCGGUCUUUCCCUCCAUCGUUGGAAGACCGCGCCAUCAGGGUGUGAUGGUGGGAAUGGGACAGAAGGAUAGCUACGUGGGAGAUGAAGCCCAGUGUAAGAGGGGCAUCUUAACCCUUAAGUAUCCCAUAGAACAUGGCAUUGUCACCAACUGGGAUGACAUGGAGAAGAUCUGGCAUCACACCUUCUACAAUGAGCUCCGUGUGGCCCCUGAGGAGCACCCAGCCCUUCUAACUGAGGCCCCUCUCAACCCUAAGGCUAACAGAGAAAAAAUGACCCAAAUAAUGUUUGAAACCUUCAACUCGCCUGCUAUGUAUGUGGGCAUCCAGGCCGUAUUGUCACUGUAUGCGUCUGGCCGCACCACUGGGAUCGUCAUGGAUUCAGGUGAUGGAGUGAGCCACACUGUGCCCAUUUAUGAGGGGUAUGCCCUUCCCCAUGCCAUAAUCAGGCUGGAUCUGGCAGGGCGGGAUCUUACUGACUACCUGAUGAAGAUCCUGACAGAACGCGGCUACUCCUUCACCACGACUGCUGAGAGAGAGAUUGUACGUGACAUCAAGGAGAAGCUGUGUUACGUGGCACUUGACUUUGAGCAAGAGAUGGCCACAGCUGCGGCCUCCUCAUCUCUGGAGAAGAGCUAUGAGCUGCCCGACGGUCAGGUGAUCACUAUCGGUAAUGAGAGAUUCAGGUGUCCAGAGGCCAUGUUCCAGCCUUCCUUCUUGGGUAUGGAAUCUGCAGGUAUCCAUGAGACCACGUACAACUCCAUCAUGAAGUGUGAUGUGGAUAUCAGGAAGGAUUUGUAUGGCAACACUGUGCUCUCAGGUGGAACCAGUAUGUACCCUGGCAUUGCUGACCGCAUGCAGAAGGAGAUCACAGCCUUAGCCCCAGCUACCAUGAAGAUUAAAAUCAUUGCUCCCCCGGAGAGGAAGUACUCUGUUUGGAUUGGUGGCUCCAUCCUGGCCUCUCUGUCCACAUUCCAGCAAAUGUGGAUCAGUAAGCCCGAGUAUGAUGAGUGUGGACCAAGCAUUGUGCAUCGCAAGUGCUUCUAACACUGCCCUUUUUUUCUGAAUCAAACAUUCAAAGAACCGCCUGUUGUUUCUAAUACCUCUUAUGUGGAUUCCACCUUGACAAGUCUAUAUCAUUUUACUGCAGUGAGUCGGUACUGCAUGUAACUGCCAAUCCUUGCCCAGUAAAGGUUGUUUUUUUUUUUU
Molecule: messenger RNA, 1416 nt
Organism: Liolophura sinensis
Lineage: Eukaryota; Metazoa; Mollusca; Polyplacophora; Chitonida; Chitonidae
Product: actin, cytoplasmic type 5-like
Exons: 2
Coding region: 124-1254 (376 amino acids)
Source: RefSeq, a predicted model, not a curated record